AAGGUGCCUCUCCAAUUUUUGCCUCCACGGCGAUGAUCACAAACUUGUUUACGACUCUGUUGACGAAGAAGCCGGGUCGCAUAUCUCACUGUUCGUGAAACCGUAGCUCUUGAGAUAUAAUCAGCGAGAUGCAUCCAAUUCUGCCCAAGUGCUUCACGCCGUAUAAUGCUCGGGUAUAGCUUGAGGGAUGGCUUCCUGGCUGUCGUUUUCUUCCGGUCGCUGGCUGCCGCUAUGGACGGUUGCUCUGGUGCUGGUGGGCUGGGCGAGUUGUUUUCGAUAAACGCCGCGGUUGACAGGUUGCAGUCAGGUUGCAGUGCAAGUGGACAUCUUCCCGGCCCGCCAUUCCCCUGGCCAUUCCCCGUGUUGUUCCGUGGGAACCUUCGCCCCUCUUCGCUCCGUUCUCAUUACGACAAAUCGCAACAGCAGCAGCAGCCUACAUACCACGACAUCCUUCUCUCUCCCUCCCUCCCUGCUCACUCCCUGCUCCACCUACAGUUCGACCGUCUUUUGCUCACCCCCACGACUUAAUUCGGACCCACCUUCUCACAGCAACCCCCACUCCCACUCCUCGCUCCCUCGAACGUCGUCACACACACACGCUGAUACACCGGGCUUGGAGAAGUAUGAUGCGGUUUAGGACAACGGGGUUCAAUGGCUAUGCGGUACGUAUCCACAUA
Fimicolochytrium jonesii is the source of this 677-nucleotide messenger RNA. RefSeq lists its product as uncharacterized. The transcript has a single exon. The record is from RefSeq and is a predicted model, not a curated record. NCBI's taxonomy places the organism in Eukaryota, Fungi, Chytridiomycota, Chytridiomycetes, Spizellomycetales, Powellomycetaceae. Bases 166 to 528 code for a protein of 120 amino acids.